This is a messenger RNA of Apodemus sylvaticus (European woodmouse), 942 nucleotides long. Its product is annotated as olfactory receptor 492-like. Gene Ontology annotation, cellular component: membrane. NCBI's taxonomy places the organism in Eukaryota, Metazoa, Chordata, Mammalia, Rodentia, Muridae. The record is from RefSeq and is a predicted model, not a curated record. Gene Ontology annotation, biological process: G protein-coupled receptor signaling pathway; sensory perception of smell. Gene Ontology annotation, molecular function: G protein-coupled receptor activity; olfactory receptor activity; odorant binding.
AUGGCUUUCCUGGAGGAUUGGAACCACACUAAAGUGACAGAGUUCAUUUUAUUGGGUUUAACUGAUGACCCAGUCCUUAGAGUCAUUCUCUUCACCAUCAUUCUGUCCAUCUACCUGGUGACUCUGUCUGGGAACUUCAGCACCAUCCUUCUCAUCAGAGUCUCUUCCCAGCUCCAUCACCCCAUGUACUUUUUCCUUAGCCACUUGGCAUCAGUUGACAUGGGAUAUUCAUCUUCUGUCACACCCAAUAUGCUUUUCAACUUCCUGGCAGAGAAAAACACCAUAUCCUACACUGGAUGUUCAAUACAAUUUGGAUCAGCUGCUUUCUUUGGGACAGUUGAAUGUUUCCUUCUGGCCACCAUGGCUUAUGAUCGUUUUGUAGCCAUAUGCAACCCACUGCUUUAUUCCAUCAAAAUGUCCACACAAACCUGUAUCCAGUUGGUUUUAGGAUCUUAUAUAGGAGGGUUUCUUAAUGCUUCCUCCAUGGUUUCUUUUUUUUCUUUUCUCUUUUGUGGACCAAAUAGAAUCAAUCACUUUUACUGUGAUUUUGCUCCUUUGGUGGAACUAUCCUGUUCUGAUAUUAGUGUCUCUGUAGUUGUUACUUCAAUUUUUUCUGCCUCAGUUAUUAUCAUCACAGUGUUUGUCAUAGCCAUUUCCUACACCUAUAUCCUCAUCACCAUCUUGAAGAUGAGCUCCACUGAAGGCCACCACAAGGCCUUCUCCACCUGCACCUCCCACCUCACUGCAGUCACUCUGUUCUAUGGAACUGUUACAUUUAUUUAUGUGAUGCCAAAGUCUAGUUACUCCACUGACCAGAAUAAGGUAGUGUCUGUGUUCUACAUGGUGGUUAUCCCCAUGUUGAACCCCAUCAUCUACAGCCUCAGGAAUAAUGAGAUUAAGGGUGCUCUAAAGAGACAGCUUAGUAAGAAAACAUUUUCUUAA